UUCUGCACCGUUCGACGCCGACACACCGGGCAUUGUGCGAGUGAAUAUCGUAUGAUUGCGUUCAGCGAUCGAAUUUAGUGACAGUGAUUUGAAAAUGGCAACGGUAUGGCAGCCCGCGGAUAUAGCUAGUGUGUGUCCAAACCAAAUCGCCCCAUUAACGCAAUGCUCGCAAACCGGCUUCAUGUUUUUGGCCUUAGUGACCCAGUUAUUUGGGAAUUCCGUCGAUAAUCAAUUCUCUUAUCCAAAUAUUGAUCCUUAUUCGGACGGGAAAACAACGGGCAUUGACAAUCAAGAGCAAAGUUUGACAGCACCGCCAUUCGGGACUCCGGCUUUAGGGGAACAGAUUCCUUUGGGAUCACCUAUUAAACCGAAUGUAGACUUCAAAACGUUCCCUGAUUUUGGGCCUUCGUUAACUAAUUUUAAAGAACCAAACAAUGGACACAAAACUACCGCACACUCAUUCGGCCCGAAUGGUAGUUACGGUAUUUCAGAAACAACUUUUAAAAUUAAUCAUGGACCGAGUUUCAAUUACAAUACGUCUCAAAAGCCUAAUACAUUAAGUGCGAAUUUGUUUUCGAACUUUGAAUCAACACCCCCAAUUUUCGACUAUAAUCUGAUCGGGCGAAGCGGUUUAUUGGACUCUAAUACAGCGGAUUCAAAGACAGUAACAGUGACUGAGAAAAUUAAAAGGAAAAACAGGAAGAAGAGGCAGGCCAUUGAAGAAUAUGAUUUCAUAGUGGUUGGCGCGGGCUCAGCUGGAUGUGUGAUCGCAAAUCGUUUGUCUGAAGUCAAAAAGUGGAAGGUAUUGCUUCUGGAAGCAGGCCCUGAAGAGCCAGAUGUUACAAGUGUUCCUGCCUUCGCUCCUACACUAGGUGGCUCUAGUAUAGACUGGUCAUAUAGAACACAACCAGAAGAAUUGACUUGCAGGGCACAACUCGGUCAAACUUGUCGUUGGAUUAGAGGAAAAUCAAUGGGAGGUUCAAGUGCUGUCAAUUACUUGCUAUACAUAAGAGGUAACAGAAGAGAUUACGAUUCAUGGGCAGAAGCAGGAAAUCAUGGAUGGAGUUACGCUGAGGUGUUGCCGUACUUCAAAAAAGCUGAAAAUAAUCAAGAUAUAGAAUCUCAUGAUUUAUAUUAUCAUUCUACAACGGGACCUCUUAAUGUAGAAAGAUACCAGUAUGUAGAUGUUAACACUAUGAUGCUAGUCCGUGCUUUUAAUGAAAAAGGAUUACCAAUAAAAGAUUUAAACGGUGCAUCUAACUUAGGCACAGAUAUUGCACAGUCCACUUCUAAAGAUGGACGUAGAUUUUCUGUUAAUACAGCUUAUAUCAGGCCUAUACGCCAUAGAAGACCAAAUCUACACAUAGUUACCGAAGCAUUUGUGACUAAAAUAAUGAUAGAUCCAUUUACUAAGACUGCAUAUGGAGUACAAUAUGUAAAAAAUGGUAUAAUUUAUAAUGUAAGAUCCAGAAAAGAGGUAAUUUUAAGCAGUGGAUCAUUAAAUUCGCCAAAAGUUUUAAUGCUGUCAGGUGUUGGACCAAAGCAUCAUUUAGAGUCUCUAAAUAUACCUGUAUAUUCCGAUCUUAGAGUCGGAGAAAAUUUGCAAGAUCACGUUACCACAGAUGCUCUGAUUAUUUCAUUAUCUAACAAAACCUCCACAGCAGUAAGUGGUAAUCAACUUAUGCAGGAGGUUUAUAACUAUUAUCAUCAAUUUCCUAAGAAAAAUGGACCUUUAGCAUCUACAAGUACUUUAAGUGGUACAGCAUUUAUCAAAACUGAGUUUGCUGAACAAGAUGCACCAGAUAUACAAUUUCAUUUUGACGGUCGUAACAUAAGAGAUUUUUAUUCAGAUCCAACUACGUAUUUGGCUAGUAAUAUAUUCCCAUUAUCUUUUUAUGAUGGAAUUUCUGCAAGACCUUUAUUACUUACACCUAAAAGUAGAGGAUUUUUACUUUUAAAUUAUACUGAUCCUGUUUUUGGUCAACCGUUAAUAUAUAGUAAGUUCUUUACUGAAAAACGGGACAUAGAUACUUUAAUUGCUGGUAUCAAGUAUGCUGUAAGUUUAGAAAAUACAGAGGCGUUUCGGGCUAGCGGUGCUAGUUUUAUCAAAAUUCCUGUACAGGCUUGUGCCAAUUAUAUUUGGGGUACUUACGAAUAUUUCAAGUGUAUAUUAAUACAAUACACCUCAACGAUUUACCAUCCAGUAGGCACUUGUAAAAUGGGACCAAAAUGGGACAAUGGUGCAGUAGUAGAUUCAAGAUUGAGAGUGUAUGGGAUAAAAAAUUUAAGAGUAAUUGAUUCUUCUGUGAUGCCAACGAUAAUUAGAGGUAAUACAAACGCACCUACUAUAAUGAUAGCUGAAAAAGGAACAGAUAUGAUAAAAGAAGAUUGGUUGCUCCCAUUAUAAUAUACGUGAUCUAGAUAAUUUUCCGCUUAGUUUAUGGGAAAUUUAUCACAUGUUUCUGCGGUAAUUUACUGUAAUCACUUCUUAUUGCUCACUUAUAUAAUAGAUAUAAUACAAAUUGUUAUGAUAAGAACAUUUAUACCAAUGUCUGUUUGUUAGCAUUAAUCUAUCACAACAAAUCGAAAUUUCUGAAUAAUUAUUCAAGUUUAAUUAUUAAGUUUAUUAGGCAGUUUUGGUUGUGCUUUGAUUAAUUAUAUAAAUCUUUAUUUUUCAAUUUGUUAUAUAUAUUAAAAAUAUAAUAUGUAACUGACA
Galleria mellonella (greater wax moth) is the source of this 2716-nucleotide messenger RNA. RefSeq names its product glucose dehydrogenase [FAD, quinone]-like. The transcript has 4 exons. The record is from RefSeq and is a predicted model, not a curated record. The coding region runs from base 95 to 2407 and encodes 770 amino acids. Lineage: Eukaryota; Metazoa; Arthropoda; Insecta; Lepidoptera; Pyralidae. Gene Ontology annotation, molecular function: flavin adenine dinucleotide binding; oxidoreductase activity, acting on CH-OH group of donors.